Limanda limanda (common dab) is the source of this 2276-nucleotide messenger RNA. Its product is annotated as ubiquitin carboxyl-terminal hydrolase 47. Gene Ontology annotation, cellular component: cytosol; nucleus. Lineage: Eukaryota; Metazoa; Chordata; Actinopteri; Pleuronectiformes; Pleuronectidae. Gene Ontology annotation, molecular function: cysteine-type deubiquitinase activity; cysteine-type endopeptidase activity. The transcript has 11 exons. The coding region runs from base 251 to 1978 and encodes 575 amino acids. The record is from RefSeq and is a predicted model, not a curated record. Gene Ontology annotation, biological process: protein deubiquitination.
CUUAACUGAUGGUCCUGCAGGUUAUCUCAGGUUAAAUCUCUGCGUGAAGCCUCACGUGUGUGUUUGUGUUUGUGUUGUGUCACUCCUCACUUGUGUGUUUGUGUAGUCUCCCUCCUUGGGCGUGUGUGUGUGUGUCUGUUUGUUUUCUCUGCCGCUGGUUUUCAAAGUGAAAGUUUACAGCCGGAACUCGUCAGAUCAUCGAAUCCGCUGCUCGGCUUAAGCCAAACAUCUGGAAGAAGAAGGUUCAACGAUGGGAAAAUGCCUACACUCCCAUUUGAAGGAUCCCAGAAUGAAUUCUGAGCUUGUAGAGAAGUUCAGAGAGAAACUGGACCACCUCACAAUCUCAGGUAAAGGACAUUACAUGACACCACUUGUGUAUCAGGGUUUAAUGAUGACUGUUGUGUCUUUAGAUCACCACGGCCUCCGCAGUCCAGGUCUGACCUGUUACCUGAACACUGUGCUGCAGCUGCUUUUCAUGACGGAAGACUUCCGGGACUCGAUCAAACGGUGCUGCAGCAAAGACUCCACAACCAUUGAUGCACUGCUGAAAAAACUGUUUGACGACCUGGAGAUAGGUUUGGCAAAAACACAUCGUCUUACAAGAAAGCUGGGGAUCGUAGAUGUGUACGAACAACGUGACGCUGCUGAGUACUUUGAGAAGAUCCUGUGUCUGACCAGUCCGGAGGCGUCCAAGAUAUUUAAGGGCGAGCUGAAUCAUAAAACCACAUGUGGCGGGUGUAAGAAGAAGAGCGACUCCAAGGGCUUCUUCUGGAUUCUGCCUCUCCCGAUGGAAGAUUCAAGCCGUCAUACCUUCAGCGUGGAGCGAGGGUUGAUGGCGUUCUUCAGGAAAGACAAAGUCUACGGAGAAAACAGGAUGUACUGCACCGAGUGCGAUAAGAAGCACGACGCAGACCUUGAAUGUGAGAUGACACAAAACCCAGAGAUUCUCACGCUGCUGCUGAAGAGAUUUACCUUCGAAUACAAGAGCAGACACUACGUGAAGCUUCACUGCCAAGUGAAGGUUCCUCAAACUUUGCACAUAAAGGACUGUAAGUAUGACCUCUACGCUUUAGUUAACCACUUUGGGAAUCUCACUGGAGGUCAUUACACUGCAGAGAUCAAGUCUUUUGAAACUGGGGCGUGGUAUUGCUUCAACGACGACACUGUUGGCAAGGUCAAACCACUCUUUAGGUCUGGAAACGGCUCAGUGAGGUCCAAUACAGCGUAUCUUCUCCUGUACAGGAAGGAUGUCAAGGCUGAAAGACGACUCAACGAGGCAGAGCGAGGAGAGACUCCUGAUCCUCAUCGUACACCGAGGGAUGAAAGUGGCUGCGGAGGGGAAAACGUGAAUCACUUGAAGAGGAGCUGCGGUGGCGACGACUCUCCUUGGGAACUGGAACAGCAGCCAAACCAGGGAGAAGCGUGUGGGAGACACAAAGACACUGAAGUAGACGGAGACACGUUGCUGACAGAAAAGUCACGUUUCUCAAAGUCGCAAAAAGAUGGACGUUGUGAGCCAAACAGACGGCAUCUGAAAACCAAUUUGGAGCACAUCAGAACACCCUUUGUGGAAAAUACGUGUGAACAAACCCAUAGUUACCAGGAUAAGAGGCAACAGCCAGAGGAUAUUACCUGGGAAAAGACUGGCAGCAGCCCCAGAGUCAAACCGUCAGAAAGUAAACGUGUGAAAAAUAAAAGGGAGGCAGCCGCAGAGAUAAGCUUAGGAGGAAAAGGUACUGUAAAGCCGUGUCAAGUUUCCUCCAUUUACUAUAGUAACUGCAGAGUGAAUGAACCCGCUGCCUGUGGCUCCUCACCCCCCCUCAGGAGAUAUUCAGGCAAGGUAAAGAGAAACGAAGGUGAAGGCAGGAAACUGGAGGCCACGCAAAAUGGGACGGCCAGAGCAAAGACGCCAAGUGAGAGGAAGAGAAAACACACGAAAAAGAACCAGGAGAAAAUAAAACCACCGCCGUGGAGGUGACUAGAUAAACAAGGUCGAUAUUUUUUUAUUUAUAAGUUGGAUUGGAAGCUGAAGGACUCUGGAAAAUUGGGUCUGGACAUUUCUCUAGUCUCUGCAACGGAGGAUUCUGAGAAAAAAGUAAUAGUAUUACAAGAAUAAAGUUGUAAAUGUACGAGAAUAUUGACCCUAAUGUUGGUUAAUCCUUUUUAGCAAGGAGUUCGGUGAAACCUGAGUUUAAAACCAAGAAUCAACAUCCAUGGUCAGGUUCAGAGUAGAGAUAUUGUGUCCUACAGUUGUGAAACACGUUCAUACCAGGAAA